AUGACCGCUACAACUUCUGUUCGUAUGCAUGACAUUUCCAAAAGUUCCCUCGAUGACAUAAGGCUCAAAAAACAGGCGAAUCCUCAACCCUUAUCCGACCGCAAAGCGCAAGAGGCACUAAGAAAAUUGGUUGAUGAAUUGGUUGACCUAUUCGUCGAAGAGCAACAACUUGGCAAAGACGAUGUCAGGAUCAGACAACUCAUUUUGGAUUGCAUCAUAAAGAGGAACCGUGGUGCUCACGAGGUGUUGAAAUGGCUGCACAGCAAUCAACACAAACUACAAUACAAGACUCUCCUUGGCUACUUUUAUCUGCAUGACAUCGGCACCGAGAUAGAUUUACGAAAGGCUUAUAACCUAUACCUCGCCGCCGCCAAAAAGGAUUAUCCCAUCGCCCACAAAUUUCCCAACACGGACAUUCCACCGACCACUAGCAUCGAUGCAAAGACGCCAAAGCUUCCAAGUUCCAAUGAAGAAGCCGAAGAAGAAUAA
Messenger RNA from Acaulospora morrowiae, 489 nucleotides. Lineage: Eukaryota; Fungi; Glomeromycota; Glomeromycetes; Diversisporales; Acaulosporaceae. The record is from the annotation of a GenBank genome assembly.